AUGGAAGAAGUGCGGAAAAAGAUUGCCUCGCACAUUGAUGCCGGAGAUGCUGUGAAGGAUAUCGCAGAGCGCUUCAUGGUCUCCAAGAGCACAGUGUACAAAGUCAAGAGCCUGUAUAACGUGUCCAAGGACUUCUCCAAUCGACCCAGGAGUGGAAGACCUCGCACAGCUCACACAGAAGGCAAUAUCAAGGCCGUGAAGGAUGCCAUUGAUGACAACCCGAGGAACAAUAUCCGGAAGCUCGCCAGGGAGCUCAACAUUGACAAGACAGCCAUCUCCACGAUCAUAUUUACUGUGGACGCCAUCAGCAACAGCAGGGCGACCCGGUACAUCGCCAAGAGGCCUGAGGACGUGGAUCCAUGGAUUAAGUACGUGGGCAACACUGAGCACCCGGCCAGUGUCAUGAUGCUGGGAGCUGUCGGUUCAGAUGGGAAAGCCUUUCUCGCAACCUGGGUCAAAGGUACUGUGGACACUGCCAAGUACAAGAACUUGCUCGCUAACAAUGUCUUCCCAGCAUUGAACAGGACCUAUGGCAUCGGGAAGUGGACCUGGACCCAAGAUGGGGCACCUGCCUAUACCUCCAAGGCCUACAUCAGCAUAAUGCUAGGGUCCAAGGGAUUCUGGCCCAAGGAACUUUGGCCUCCCAAAUCCCCGAACCUAAACCCCUUGGACUUCUAG
This is a messenger RNA of Tigriopus californicus, 678 nucleotides long. RefSeq lists its product as uncharacterized. NCBI's taxonomy places the organism in Eukaryota, Metazoa, Arthropoda, Copepoda, Harpacticoida, Harpacticidae. Gene Ontology annotation, molecular function: DNA binding; DNA strand exchange activity. The record is from RefSeq and is a predicted model, not a curated record. Gene Ontology annotation, biological process: DNA recombination. The coding region runs from base 1 to 678 and encodes 225 amino acids. The transcript is spliced from 2 exons.